Molecule: messenger RNA, 3892 nt
Organism: Aphis gossypii (cotton aphid)
Lineage: Eukaryota; Metazoa; Arthropoda; Insecta; Hemiptera; Aphididae
Exons: 6
Coding region: 2272-3660 (462 amino acids)
Source: RefSeq, a predicted model, not a curated record
UCACGACGACGGCGUUGGCGUCUGCUCAAUAAUUAAAUGGAAAUUCUAUUAUCUUGCACGAAAGACCGAACACGAGUGUCAUUAUCACAAAGACACUGAGAAACAGAAAUGUUACGAAUUCAUAAACGAUAGGUAUUUUACUUGGUUAUCUACUUAUAUCUAGAUAGAUUAUUUUUAAUUAUUACGAUUGAUAAAAUAAAAGACAACAGAUCGAGUCCAUUAAGGGAUAUAAGCCUUGCUCCCUCAACAAUAUUUAUAUAAUUCAAUGUAAGUAGUAUGAUUUUAAAGUUUUAACUAAAAGAUUUUUAAAUUAAUUCCCAACAAUAAUAGAUUUUUUUCAGCAUCCAGUAGCGAUAAUAUAACAAAAAACACGAUGUCUAAUAAUAAAUAAUAUUAGUAAGAUUUACGACCAGAUGAAAUUUGACACAUCAUGUUACUAAAAUAAUAAAAUAAUCUAUUUACUAAGGUAAAUCAAAACUUUUUUUACCUAAACAUUUUUAAGAAGAGUGGUAGAGGGUAUAUUAAAGAGUAAAAUGAAAAUGAAAAUCUUCAUAGGGAUUAUACCAGAUUUACUAGUUGGAAAUGUUAUGGUCAAAUUCUUGUUGUGCCUUGUACCUACUUAUGAUGUAUUAAUAAUUACUCAUAUAUACGUUACCUACCUAAUAUAAUUACAUAUUUUUAUUUUUAUUUUUACAAUUAAUGUUUGGAAUGUUUUUAUUAUUCAUAGAAUAAUAAAUAUAAUUGUGAUAGAAUCCUUUUUAUACUAUUAGGAUUUUAAAAAACUUUUUCUUCUAUAAAAAUCUCAUUUUCGUUAGUUUAACGAUGCAACGAAAACGACUCAAUUCAUAAUUUGAUCAUCGUGGGAAACAAUUAAACGAAGUAAAUUAAUUUUUAAUGAUGAAUUAAAAUCAUUCUUAUAUAGUUAUGACUAAUGCACGUUUAUGUAUUACGACAUACUUCAUACGCCUUUAUAUGAUUUCUUUUUUCAAACAAUAUUAAAAAUUAAUAAUUUUUAUUUUUUACCAAUAUUUAUUGGUACAACUCGGUUAGUGUUUGAUUCCAUUGUGUCGAAUGUAAAAUGUCUUAAUAUUCUAUUCUAUUUGCUUUAUCAUCUUUAAAUCUUCAAUAUUAAAACAUCUAUAACAUCUGUAAUACAUUUAUUGUUAUUCGUUGUCAUAAAAAAACCACAAUGCCAAAGUACAAACUUACAAUAUAUCUUGAUGAAUUACUUCUAGUACUUACGUCCUAGUUAUUGCGUACCUACCCUUUUAUUUUACUAAAAUACAAUAUUGUAGCAUAAUACGUUAGUUAUCAGUUGUAUCAUUGAAAUCGGUGUAUAAUUGAUAUUAUUGUUAUUAAUUUAUUCCUUAUUUAUAUAAUUUUUAUAUUAAUUAUCUAUGUGGGUAGAAAUAUUGCCGAAAGUAUCAUAAUACGUGAUAGGUAUUAGGUAUAAGUACUAUAAUAAAACUAUAUGCGUUUAGACAAAGAUAUCUAAAAUAAUCAUAGAGAUUAGAGACAUAGGUGUAAAAUUAAUAUUACAUUUUAUACACUAUAUAAAUUUACAUUAUACAAUAUAAUAAAUAUAUUGUACACGCAUUGUUUGUAACAAUAAAAAUAAUAUAACGCGCGUAUGAAUAAAGCUUUGCCGUUUUUGACCUGAACCCGAACCUGCGGCCUGUACUGAGUGUCAAGACACGAGUGAGUGGUGUGCAUUGUGCACGUGUCCGUCCAGCGUGCGUCUUAUUCUACGCUGUGGAUACAUGUAGGUGCUUAAAAAAAUGCAUGUUCCGUCAAUCAUUUCGUAAUAAUAUUAUAGGAGUGUUACCACAAGAUGCGAAGCGCCUUAGUCCGCCACCACAACCAUCUCCUCCUCCACCGACGAUGCACCAGUUGUUAUCCGAUGCAGUCUCCGCGGUCCACGAGGUGUCCAUUCACGCACUUGGCGGGUCGGCUGCCCAACCAUGACCGCUGUUGAAUUCUGGACUCUGUCGAUCGGUUUCCAUAAACGUAUAAAUAUUAUUGUUAGUCGUGUUUAAAUAUAUUAUCAGUUUAGUUUGUUUUCGGUUUUAACGUUAUAAUAAUUUUUAUUUGUUCGUUUAUUAGUAUUUUUUACAACAAUAAUCAUAAUCAACAUAUUUAUUGAAGUUUAUCACACGCGUAUUUAUCUGUUAAUUAAGCUGCAAGUGUUGGUAAACAAUAAACAUAUUGUGGCAAAUAAAAGAUUUAGAAAUUUAUAGGUUACCUAUAUAUAGUCCGUGUGCACGUUACGAGAUGAUUGUGAAUGUGUCAAAACUUCAGCAAAUCAUGAGUUUUGUGGUACUGGCCGCAGUGAUAGUGGCUGGCGUGCAGUGUUCCAAUCACGAGGCCGAAAAACGGGUCAUGCACAACAACAAUGACAGCACUAUGCGGAUAAAAGCGCAGUCCCGGAUAUCCAUGCCAAAAGGUGGUGGAUACGGUGCUCGGGUUCACAUCCGCGAAGAUCAUCACGGAAGGAAGCACGCGCACGCAAUGGCCAUUUGUGAUUGCAAUGGGCAGGGUCCAUGGAGGCCGUUGUUCAAGCCAUCGCAAAUUCUCAAGACCGAAUUCCCUGAACACGAAUCGUUUCACGAAGAGGUAGACACCAAUUAUCGGAACAUGGUAGGUGACCAUGUGGACAAUCACUUGCGGUCGUCGCAGACACCGUCGGUCGAACACGUACCCGCUGAACUAGACAACGGCGGGUUUAGUGGCAACGGGAUUAGCUACAGUGGUGGUGGUGGUGGUUAUAGCGGUGCUGCCAGUGGUGGAAAUGGUGGCAGUGCUGGUGGCGUUGGUGCAGGAAUCGGCAAGAAGCAUAACCACAUGAUCCAUCUGCACCUGAUUCCGCAUAUUUACGUACCGAUCAUGCACUCGGCUGGUUUCUCCGAGAUCAAAAACUAUCAUGCCACCGUCGAGGACGGGUCGUCACUAGCGUCGCCUGUCCAGAACUCGGUGGAUACGUCAUCCGAGUUUCAGGGCGGAGACGUGGCUGCCACCGGCGGGUCUGGACAGUCUGGCACCUUGAGUUCUGGUGGUACCGGCGAAAGUCCCGGGUCCGUCACUACGGGUGCGACCGGUGACCACGAUCACGGUAACUUUAACGGGCACUCGGGCGAGACGUCAUACUAUACGAUAUCCGAUGACACAGUUCAACACUUGCACCAGGAUUUGCACGACCAUUAUGGAAACGGGAUCGACAACAGCCACAAUCACAACUACGAAGUCCCGUCUAAUUCGGUACUCGAAGAACCACAUCAGUACCAGGUGCACGAGACCGACGACCUUUCCAAGGACUACAGCAGCAAGAACCACGUGACCAGCGUGUCGUCGACGGCCGCCAGCAAGCCGACGGCGCACCACGGCCACUAUCAGUCGCAGCAGCCGCACAAGCACAGGAACCCCGCGGCCAGACCGAACCGGGGCAAGCACGGGCGCAAGUUGUCCAGCCGACAGGACCUGAAAAACCUGCUGGUGAUGCGACCGCCGCCCGUCGGACAGACGCAGACGUGGAGGUACGAGUACCGGACGCCGAUGGCCGGCCAUCAUCAGCCGUUCUACCAGGGCAAGCAGCCGAUUCCGGUGAUCAAGACCAGGACGGUGCCGCUCAUCCUGCACAUCCGGCAAAGGUCGGACGACGAUUGAUGUCCGGUCUAGUGCGAACGAGGGCCGCUCUCGCCGCAGUUAUCGCUUAUAGUUUUCGUCGUCGAUUCGGUGCACGUCGGUACUUUACACCGAUUUGUAAUUUAAAACACAAGAGGAUAAUAAAGAAAAAAGAUCCGAUUUUUAACGAUCGGCUCGGUAUCGACGGCGCAUUUUUGUAAAUUAUAAUAUAAUAUUUUAUUAUUUUCCCGAGACUUCCUUCGUAUUUGCGUAU